Helianthus annuus (common sunflower) is the source of this 2961-nucleotide messenger RNA. Its product is annotated as phosphatidate phosphatase PAH2. The record is from RefSeq and is a predicted model, not a curated record. Gene Ontology annotation, molecular function: phosphatidate phosphatase activity. NCBI's taxonomy places the organism in Eukaryota, Viridiplantae, Streptophyta, Magnoliopsida, Asterales, Asteraceae. The transcript is spliced from 9 exons. Bases 574 to 2715 code for a protein of 713 amino acids.
AACCAGAAUCUCCAUGAACAAACUACAUAAACUCUCCAUCAUUCAACAUUUCACCAACAUCUUCUUCUCUCAAUCCAAUAAGAACCCAAAUCGCAACAAUGCCCCUCGAUCCUUCUAUCUCUCCUUCUUCCACCAUUCCCAUUUCCUCCAUCUUUCAACCUCAAUUUUAAGGAGGAAAAACAGGGGAGGUGAAGCCCACAAACUUCUGCAAUUCAUCCUUUCAUCAAUCGAUUAUUUCGUUAUAUUUCCAUCAUUUCAUACAUAAUACAAAAUACCCACAUGUCUACACUGUGUAAAACAUCGAAAUUGUAAUCUGAAUCAUUGAGGUUUUUCGUCGAACAGGUUAUCUGCAUGUUAUGAAUUUAGAAUUUAUUUGAUUAUUGUUGUUAUUUGCUUGAGGGUUUUUAGUUUCUUGUUAGAAUUAUGUUCGCAUUUGUGUUGCAAUCAUCAGAUUGUUGUAGAUAAUCAUUUUGGUGUAAGGGUGUUCAUUAUUGGGUUUGAAACCGAUUAAUCCGAAAACAGAACAGAGACUGUAUGAAACCUGGAAAAAUUAGUGAUAUGAUUUAGAGAAAGAUGUAUGCUGUAGGCAGGCUAAGCAGCUAUAUAACCCGAGGGGUAUCCACGGUAUCCGGCCCGUUUCAUCCGUUCGGUGGGGCUGUAGACAUCAUAGUGGUUCAACAACAAGACGGUAGCUUGAAAUCGUCUCCAUGGUAUGUUAGGUUUGGUAAGUUUCAAGGGGUUUUAAAGGUGAAAGAGAGAGUUGUUGACAUACAUGUUAAUGGGGGGGCUGCAGCCGGUUUUCAAAUGUAUUUGAACCCGAAAGGGGAGGCUUACUUUCUUAGGGAAGGAACUGACCCGGAUUCGAAAUCUCAAGAUUGCGAUUUUGGGAAAUGUAAGUCACUUAUUGAUGCUAACAAUGGGCAAUCUUUUUCUAGGACUUUAGGGUUUACUCUUGAAAGAAAAGAUGUAAAUGAUGAUGGUUUGUUGAAUGAAGAUGGUAAUCCGAACGUUGAUCAAAAGUCUGCGGAGAUUGCGGCCGACCUUUUGGAACGGAAGUGGUCCACGAGUCUUUCUAGGAAAGCGAACAAUGAAAAUAUCGGCGAACAUGUUAAGUUUGAAGAAGAGGUUAUUAGUGGAAAGUUGGAGUCGAGUUUGGUUUUGCACGAAGAACACUUUGUACAUAAACCGAAAGACGAUGAAAAUGAGGAAGUUGCAAAAGAGGUUGAUAAAGUCAUCAUAGCAAAUGUUGAUAAAGAUGGCAUUGUGGAAAUUUAUGAAAGUUAUGACGGUUCGUUGGGGAAUAAUGUUUUGAAGGAAGAACCGUCGAAGGUUGUUGAGGCGAGUUGCACCGAAGUUUCAUGUACUCGAAAAGAAAGUGUUGUUCCAGACGAUAACGAUAAGUCAAACGGUCAACUUCAAGAAGAACCCGAAAGAGUUGUGGAACAACAUGUCACUUUCACGGAUCGGGUCGAUGAUGGGUUAAUGGAUCCAGAACACGGGUCAAAUGCAUCUCCAUGUACCAUUGAUCGCGAUAUAGUUAAAGGUGAAGUGGAACGGGUGAAGGCACUUACUAGAAAGUAUCCGAGUGAUGGUGAUGUGGUUAAGACUUAUAAACUUAUGGAGGAACUAAAUCUACACGUACCGCAUACGAAGUCGUUGCCGAAUAUUUUGCCCCAUUUUGAUGAAUUUGAUACUCUUGAUUCCCGACAAAGAUUCGCUAAGUGGGAAAUGGUCCGGAAAGAUGCUUCACGGAUCAUAAAAGCUGGCAUUGAACAAGCGAAGUUGAAGAAUGGUGAUGGAUCAAACAUCGACACUGGUAAAAGUUGGACCCUUUGGCCCUUCGGAAGAUCGAAAAGUAAAAGGUUUUCUCAAAAAGAACAACAGGCGUGUAAAAAAGAUUCCGAGUUAGAUAACAGGUCAGAAGUGGAUGGAGAAAAAGAUAGAGAGAAAGAUAAUUUACCGAAGCCUAAAAAGAUUCAGUUUUAUAAAGGGCUCACUCCAACGCCCGAACAGUUACAGUCUUUGAAUCUUACCGAGGGCAAAAACACGGUAACGUUCAAGUUUUCAACAGCAGUUCUUGGGAAUCAACAGGUUGAUGCAAGAAUAUUCUUGUGGAAGUGGGAUACGCACAUCGUGAUCUCGGAUGUUGACGGAACAAUCACAAAAUCUGAUGUUUUAGGACAAUUCAUGCCUAUGGUAGGAAAAGACUGGUCACAUAUCGGUGUAACAAAUCUCUUUUCGGCUAUUAAGGAUAACGGAUAUGAAAUUCUAUUUCUUAGUGCUCGCUCAAUUUCUCAAGCUGACGUCACUCGACAAUUCUUAAUCAACCUUAAGCAGGAUGGAAAGACUUUACCUGAAGGACCCGUUGUUAUUUCUCCUGAUGGACUUUUUCCGUCAUUGUUUCGUGAAGUUAUCCGAAGAGCUCCCCACGAGUUCAAGAUUGCUUGCUUGGAGGAUAUCAGGGUGUGUUUUCCAGACGAUUGGAACCCGUUUUACGCUGGUUUUGGAAAUAGAGACACCGAUGAGUUUAGCUACGUCAAGGUAGGAAUACCAAAGGGAAGAAUCUUCAUCAUCAAUCCUAAGGGAGAGGUGGUUGUAAACCGAUGCAAUGAGACGAAAACAUAUAAUUCUAUUCAUUCUAUUGUCAAUGGAAUUUUCCCACCCAAAUCAGAACAACAAGAACAAAAACAAGAACAAGAACAAGAAGGAGGUUGAUACACAAAGGGGGAUUGUAACACUUGGAACUUCUGGCUAAGCGCGCAUUGGACAAUGAGCGGCUUAUGAUAAGAGAUGUACAUAGAAUCAUUGAGAAACCGAAUGAAUGUAUUUAAUAGUUAUGAAACAAGAUGUAAUUAUAUACACACACCACUAGAAUUACCAGCAUUCAAAUUUGUUCAUAUGAAUUUGUGAUAGGGUUCAUAUGCAUUCAUUGCAAUCAUGUUAGAAACUUCUAAAGUUGCU